GGGGCCACGCUGCUCCGGGGCGGGGCUUCGGGUCAGCUGACCCGGGCUGUGCAGUCCGACCCCAGAAGCCGGGCGGGCGGCGGGUCGUGGCGCGCAGCCAUGGUCUGGAAGAAGGUGGGCUCCGGCAACUUCUCCGACUGCCCCAACGGCUCCCGCCCGUGGAUAUGGGACGUGUUCGGCGAAUGUGCCCAGGAUGGCUGGGACGAGGCCAGCGUGGGCCUGGGCUUGAUCUCCAUUCUCUGUUUUGCAGCAUCCACCUUCCCCCAGUACAUCAAGGCCUGCAAGGCCGGCAACAUGGACCAGGCGCUGUCUCUGUGGUUCCUCUUGGGCUGGAUCGGAGGAGACUCCUGCAACCUCAUCGGCUCCUUCCUGGCCGACCAGCUGCCCCUGCAGACCUACACGGCCGUGUACUACGUGCUGGCGGACCUGCUCAUGCUGUCGCUCUACUUUCAUUACAAGUUUAAGAAACGGCCCUCGGCGUUGUCUGCCCCCAUCAACGCGGCGCUCCUGGUCAGCUCGGGGGUGGCGUGCGGCACCCCGCUGCUGAGGCGCGCCGGCCCCGAGGCUGCCCCGGCCGAGGUCUUCCGGGGCCGGACGCUCCUGUCCGUGGAGCCGGGCAGCAAGCCCUUCACUCAGCAGGAAAUCAUCGGCUUCGUCAUCGGCUCCGUGUCCAGCGUGCUGUACCUGCUGUCGCGGCUGCCUCAGAUCCGCACCAACUUCCUGAGGAAGUCGACGCAGGGCGUCUCCUACUCGCUGUUCGCCCUGGUGAUGCUGGGGAACACGCUGUACGGGCUGAGCGUGCUGCUCAAGAACCCCGAGGUGGGCCAGAGCGAGGGCAGCUACCUGCUGCACCACCUGCCCUGGCUCGUGGGCAGCCUGGGCGUGCUGCUGCUCGACACCAUCAUCUCCAUACAGUUCCUGGUGUACAGGGAUACCGCCACCUCCUCGGAGCGCCAGCCCCUCCUCCCCAGUUGACCAGGACCUCCAGAGGCCACUCCCAGGAGGGGACAAGUAUGGGCCGGCCCGGCGCUGCUGCCCCCGGACUGGGCCAUGGAGGGAGCCGGGGGCACCUGGAGGCCCCGGCCCAGCUGCGUCCCCACCUCCAAAACCUCCUGGCCGCCGCUUCCAGGAACCCGGACUCUGCGGGGAGCGAGGAGGAAGUGGGGCGCCAGGGCCAGCCCCUGCCCCCUUGGGACACCCCCUAGUCUGAAGCUGCUGUCCCUUGGGAGCCUCGAGGGAGGGGUUGCAGCUGCACCCCCGGCCCCCUCCGUCCGCCUGCGUGCACACUCCUCGGAGCGGGGCGUGGCCGCAGCCGGGUGACCCCAGGACCUUGCUGCUGACCCCGGCCGGCCGAGUAAACGGUCCCUGCCAGCGAGGCGUCCUUCUGCUCCUUCCCCGAGGUGCUGGGGUCCGCGCUGCUCUGAGCAGCAGCUUCCAGGUCGGGGCCCGGAGGUCGGGCUGUGGCAGGGCCAAGCGGGCCGCCCGGCCUCGGGGGGACCUCGGGUUUUCUCCCCUGCUCCUGGGUAACAGACCCCAUCGCUGGGGGUGAGGACGCAGCAGCGAGAAUGACAGGGUCCCGGCCUCGUGUUGUCAGGAAGAAGCAGAGUAGUUAAGGUUCAGAUCUUGGGUCUGCAUCUCAGCUUCUCUGUGCCUCAGUUACCUCGUCUGUGAAAUGGGAUGACACUGUUCCCAGUUCA
Messenger RNA from Canis lupus familiaris (dog), 1697 nucleotides. RefSeq names its product solute carrier family 66 member 1 (gene SLC66A1). NCBI's taxonomy places the organism in Eukaryota, Metazoa, Chordata, Mammalia, Carnivora, Canidae. The record is from RefSeq and is a predicted model, not a curated record. The transcript is spliced from 8 exons. Bases 100 to 975 code for a protein of 291 amino acids.